Chenopodium quinoa (quinoa) is the source of this 6275-nucleotide messenger RNA. Its product is annotated as THO complex subunit 2-like. Gene Ontology annotation, biological process: mRNA export from nucleus; mRNA processing. NCBI's taxonomy places the organism in Eukaryota, Viridiplantae, Streptophyta, Magnoliopsida, Caryophyllales, Amaranthaceae. Gene Ontology annotation, molecular function: mRNA binding. The transcript is spliced from 32 exons. Bases 151 to 5721 code for a protein of 1856 amino acids. Gene Ontology annotation, cellular component: THO complex part of transcription export complex. The record is from RefSeq and is a predicted model, not a curated record.
CCAACAAUUCUUUUCAAUCGCAAAAAAUUCCCAAUUAUUACCAAACAACUGUAUUCUUGAUAAACCCAAAAAAUCGUUUUGCAGAAUCAGGCAAUUAGUGAAGCUAUUGAGAGUUAAUCCCUUUUCAAUUGAUCAUAGAUUUGAUAAAUUAUGUCUCUUCCUUCAAUUGAAUAUGCAUAUUUGACGGGUGAUUUUCUUCGCCAAUUGAAAGAUGGAGACCCUAAUUUGAAAUUGCCAAAUCCCGUUUCUGUUCUUCGCUUCGUUUUCGAGCUCGUGUCGUCUAUGGUAUAUGGUACUUUGCCGUUUCAGAAAUGUAAAGCGGCGUUGGAUGCGGUUGAGUUUUCUGAUGUUAUUUCAGAGGAAGAAUUAGGUUCUUAUUUCGCGGAUAUUGUUACACAACUGGCUCUUGAUCUUACCAUGUCCGGAGAAAUUCGUGCUCGCCUAAUCAAAUUGGCAAGGUGGCUCGUGGAGUGCUCACUAGUUCCAGUGAGGUUUUUUCAGGAGCGGUGUGAGGAAGAAUUCCUCUGGGAGUGUGAAAUGGUCAAGAUAAAGGCUCAAGAACUAAAAUCUAAAGAGGUUAGAGUAAAUACUCGUCUGUUAUAUCAGCAGACAAAGUUCAACCUCCUUCGAGAAGAGAGUGAGGGCUAUGCCAAGCUGGUAACCCUUCUUUGUGAGGGUUCAGGGGAUCCUAACUCAUCGUCCUCAAAGAUUGGCACUAUUAAGUCUUUGAUUGGUCACUUCGAUUUGGAUCCAAAUCGUGUUUUUGAUAUUGUCAUGGAGUGUUUUGAAUUACAGCCUGACAAUAAGCUUUUCUUGGAUCUCAUUCCAAUUUUCCCUAAGUCACAUGCUUCUCAAAUUUUAGGUUUCAAAUUUCAAUAUUACCAGCGUAUGGAAGUGCAAAAUCCUGUACCUUUUGGACUGUAUCGGCUUGCUGCUUUGCUUGUCAAAGAAGACCUUGUUGAUCUUGAUAGCAUAUAUGCACAUUUAAUUCCCAAGGAUGAGGAAGCAUUUGAAACUUUCAAUGCCAUUAGAACGAAGCGCCUUGAUGAGGCUAACAAGAUUGGAAAAAUAAAUCUAGCUGCAACGGGAAAGGAUCUUAUGGAUGAUGAAAAGCAAGGAGAUGUGACUGUAGAUCUGUAUGUCGCUUUAGAAAUGGAAAAUCAAGCUGUCAAUGAAUCUGUAUCAGAGCUCGAGGACUGCCAAACACUAGGCUUGCUUACUGGUUUCCUUCUUGUGGAUGAUUGGUAUCAUGCCAAUAUCUUGUUUGAGCGUCUCUCACCUCUUAAUCCAGUGGCAUAUGCUCAGAUUUGUGAUGAGCUGUUCAGGUUGAUUGGAAAAUCAAUUUCCUCAGCAUACGAUAUUGUCCACAAAAUGCAUCUUGAGAGCUUCAUGAAUGGUCCAAGACUGUUGGAGAAUGCAGAUUCUUCAAAAAGCUCUCUCAUUCUGCUACCUAAAGAGCUUUUUGAGAUGCUUACCUGUGCUGGACCUUAUCUGUAUCGUGAUACUUUAUUGCUGCAGAAGAUCUGUAGAAUAUUAAAGAGCUAUUACCUAUCAGCUCUUGAACUCAUUAGCAAGGGGGAUGGAGCUCCUGGACCUAUUAUUGAUGUUAAUAUUAAUCCGCGCUUGCAUCUAAGAGAAGCAAGGUCAAGAAUCGAGGAAGCACUGGGAUCUUGUCUGCUUCCUUCAUUGCAGUUGGUACCUGCAAAUCCUGCCAUUGGACAUGCAAUUUGGGAAGUGAUGAGUCUUCUUCCUUAUGAGGCAAGAUAUCGUCUCUAUGGUGAGUGGGAAAAGGAUGAUGAACGGAUACCUAUGAUUUUGGCAGCAAGACAAACAGCUAAGUUGGACACAAGGAGGAUCUUGAAACGGCUUGCAAAGGAAAAUCUAAAACAGCUUGGUCGUAUGGUUGCUAAGCUUGCUCAUGCCAAUCCCAUGACUGUUCUCCGAACAAUUGUUCAACAGAUUGAGGCCUACCGAGAUAUGAUCAUGCCAGUUGUGGACGCAUUUAAAUAUUUGACACAGUUGGAGUAUGAUGUCUUGGAAUAUGUUGUGAUAGAGAGACUGGCGCAAAGUGGUCGUGAAAAGCUGAAAGACGAUGGGCUUAACUUGUCAGAUUGGCUUCAAUCUCUGGCUUCAUUUUGGGGACAUCUAUGCAAGAAGUACCCUUCAAUGGAGCUGAGAGGUCUGUUUCAAUACCUUGUCAAUCAAUUGAAAAGGGGUAAAGGAAUUGAACUACUUCUACUGCAGGAGUUGAUACAACAAAUGGCAAAUGUUCAAUACACGGAAAACAUGACUGAGGAGCAGCUGGAUUCCAUGGCAGGUGGAGAGACUUUGCGAUAUCUAGCCACUUCUUAUGGCAUUAGCCGAAACAAUAAGGCACUAGUCAAAUCUACUAACCGACUGAGGGAUUCCUUAGUUCCAAAGGAAGAACCAAAGCUGGCUAUCCCUCUGUUGGUGCUAAUUGCACAGCACCGUUCUCUGGUUGUUACCAAUGCAGAUGCACCUUAUAUAAAAAUGCUUAGUGAGCAAUUUGACAGGUGCCAUGGGGUACUCCUUCAGUAUGUGGAUUUUCUUUGUAAUGCUGUCAGUCCAGUAACUGCAUAUGCACAACUAGUACCUACUCUUGAUGAUCUUGUUCAUCUAUACCAUCUUGAUCCAGAGGUUAUCUUCUUGAUCUAUCGACCAGUUAUGAGGCUUUUCAAGUGUAAACAUAGCUCUGUCUCUUGGCCUUUAUGUGAUCGUGAUGUGCCAAGUGAUGCUGGCGAACUGGUUUUGGAUCUUGGACCUCCACGCAAUCCAGUGAGGUGGUCUUUUCUUCUCGAUACAGUUAGAACUAUGUUGCCAGCUAAAGCAUGGAACAGCCUGUCUCCAGAUUUGUAUGCAACUUUCUGGGGUCUGACAUUAUAUGACCUUUAUGUUCCUCGGAGUCGCUAUGAAUCUGAGAUUGCAAAACAGCAUGCUUCCCUAAAGGCUCUGGAAGAGCUCUCUGAUAAUUCAGGCUCUGCAAUCGCCAAACGGAAGAAAGAUAAAGAAAGGAUUCAAGAGUCAUUGGAUCGUCUCACAAGUGAGCUCCAAAAACAUGAAGAGAAUGUCGCUUCUGUGCAAAGGAGGCUUGCAAAUGAAAAAGAUAAGUGGUUGAGCUCUUGUCCUGAUACAUUAAAGAUAAACAUGGAGUUUCUACAGCGAUGUAUUUUUCCACGCUGUAUUUUCAGCAUGCCAGAUGCUGUUUAUUGUGCAAAGUUUGUCCAUACUCUUCACUCCUUGGGCACACCUUUUUUCAACACAGUCAACCAUCUUGAUGUUUUAAUCUGCAAAACUUUACAUCCAAUGAUAUGCUGCUGUACUGACUAUGAGGCUGGUAGACUUGGCAGAUUUUUGUUUGAAACGCUAAAAAUUGCGUACCAUUGGAAGAGUGAUGAAUCAGUCUAUGAACGUGAAUGUGGUAACAUGCCUGGGUUUGCAGUUUAUUAUAGAUACCCCAAUAGUCAGCGGGUUACAUAUGGCCAGUUCAUUAAGGUGCAUUGGAAAUGGAGUCAAAGAAUCACCCGACUGUUGAUACAGUGCUUGGAAUCUGCAGAAUAUAUGGAAAUUCGAAAUGCACUCAUCGUGUUGACAAAAAUAACAAGUGUAUUUCCAGUUACUAGGAAAAGUGGAAUUAACAUUGAGAAACGAGUGGCAAAAAUUAAAGGUGAAGAGAGAGAAGAUUUGAAGGUUCUAGCCACUGGUGUUGCAGCUGCUUUAGCUGCUAGAAAGCCGUCAUGGGUUACUGAAGAUGAGUUUGGGAUGGGAUAUCUUGAACUGAAACCUGCACCGUCUGUCGCUCCAAAAUCUUCCACAGGUAAUGGUGCUUCUCAAAGUGAAACUACUGGGGGAAGAGUUUCCUCUGAAGCUCAGCCUUUGGAUUCAGGGAAUUCCCUGAAAGAUCAAGCAUUUCGAGUGAAGAUUGCAGAUGCCAAGUCAGAAAGACCUGAAAAUGUUUCAGGAAAUGCUAAAAAAGGUGGUUCAAUUGCAAAUGGGUCAGAUGUGCAGCCAACAGGAGCGCAGGUGGGAGUGUCACGAUCAGUAGAUAGUCAAAAGCAGGUAGAUGAGCCUUUAAACAAGACUGGGGAUGAAAACAAUGCCAAAAAAGUGUUAAAGUUAUCUACAGACAGUGAGCAAAAAACUGCUGCUAAACGUACCUCAGCUGGAGCUGGUUCAAAGCAACUUAAACAAGAGCUUAAAGAUGAGGCAAAGUCAGCCAAGGUUGGUAGCAGAACAGGUGGUGCUUCAGCAAGUGAUAGAGAUCAUGGAAGCCAUCUUAUAGAAGGCAGGCAAACUGGGCAAGCUGCUGUUUUGUCUGCAUCUGUUGUAAAUGGUAAUUCAGCUCCUUCAUCUAAAGGCUUGGCAUCUUCCACUAGAGUUGACUUAGAAGCUAGUGAAUUGAGGGGAGAAGUUGGAUCCACAAAACCCUCUAAUUUAAGGGGUUCUUUGAGGGAUGAUGGCACAGAUCAAUCUGAUUUUCCUCGGCCUUCACAUGCCCGUUCAGCUCACUCUCCGAAGCAUGAUACUGGUGGGAGGGCUGUAGAAAGACAACAAAAAAGAACUAGUCCUGCAGAAGAACCAGAUAGGCUACAUAAACGGAGGAAAGGUGAUUUUGAUGUGAGAGAUACGGAUGUUGAUCUUCGAUUAGCCGAUCGGGAGAAAAUAGUUGAGCAAAAAGUUAUCGACAAAUCCUACUCUUCAGAGUUGGAUAAGUCAGGGACUGAGGAAUCAGCUUUAGGUUGGGUUGCUGAUAAACAUGUUGAUAGGACAAAGGAGAAAAAUAGUGAAAAAUAUGAGAGGGACUACAGAGAUAGAUCCGAGCGCAGUGAUAAACUCCGGGGUGAUGAUAUUUCUGAAAAGGCGAGAGACAGAUCAAUGGAACGGUAUGGAAGAGAGCGCUCUGUUGACAAAGUACCAGAUCGAAGGAUUGAAAGGGGUUUUGAUGGCCUUAAUGACAAAAUCAGGGAUGAAAGAAGCAAGGAUGAUAGAGUUAAAUUGCGUUACAAUGAAGUAUCUGGUGAUAAAUCUCAUAAUGAUGAUCGGUUUCAUUGUCAGAAUUUGCCACCUCCACCCCCUUUACCACCUCAUGUGGUUCCACAAUCUGUAAAUGCUAAUCGAAGAGAUGAUGAUGCUGAAAGAAGAUUGCCAACCACUAGGCAUGCCCAAAGGCUUUCCCCUAAACAUGAUGAAAAAGAACGUAGACGGUCAGAGGAAAGCCUGUUGACUGUGCAAGAUGAUUCCAGGCGUAGAAGAGAAGACGAAUUCCGAGAUAGAAAGCGUGAAGAACGGGAGAUUUAUUCGAUGAAGGUAGAGGAGAGAGAAAGGGAGAAGGAGAAAGAAAGAGAACGGGACAGGGAUAGAGCAAACCUUUUGAAAGAGGAAAUUGAUUCAACUGCAGCCUCAAAAAGACGGAAACUUAAAAGGGAGCAUAUUCCUGGUGGGGAACCUGGUGAGUAUUCCCCUGUUGCUCCACCACCCCCAAUUUCCAUGGGCAUUGCACAGGCGUAUGAUGCCAGGGAAAGAGGAGAUCGAAAAGGUACAAUGGUUCAGCGUCCAGCAUACUUUGAGGAACCAGGUAUGAGGAUGCAUGUAAAAGAACCACCAAGCAAGAUGGUACGACGUGAUGUUGACCCAAUGUACGAACGUGAUUGGGAGGAUGAGAAAAGACUGAGAGCAGAAGCAAAACGCAGACACAGGAAAUGAUUUCAAGUGAUCAGAAUGCCUGUUUUCAGUGUGUUGCUGAUUGAGACCAAGUGGUCAUUAUUAUCGGAUCAUCUCCUGCGAUGUUAAGAAUUUGUCCAGUGUUUAAUUCUAGUAAGAAUCUUUAUCUUCAGUUUGACCCAAUGUAGGGAGAUCUCUUAUGUGAACAUUAUUGUAGCUGGAUCUUUUAGUUAAGUUGUUUGAGCAGUGUCCUGAUACUAACUACAAUUGUAACAUAGCGGGAUUUGGAAUUUCCCGAAAUUGAAGUUUAUGAAUGAUCAUGAUUUUGAUCAUUGAAAUUCAGCUAAUGGAGAUCAAGCAAAGCUGGAUUCUCUUGCCAUUGCUUGAGACUGCUGUGCUACUGCUUGUGUUAACCUCAAUAUUGCACAAGGGAAGAGGACAUACUCAGGAGGUAUGUCCUAUUUAAAAAUUAUGUUCUAUUAGAUUUUAAGUCCAAAUAAUUUGAAUAGAAAUAUGUUCCUGUUUUGUAUAUAUAUAUAUGUAUAUUCAACAACCGGCAAUUUUGAUAAUUUUUAUGGCUUAUCUUAUUGCCUCUA